Messenger RNA from Caenorhabditis bovis, 1092 nucleotides. The record is from the annotation of a GenBank genome assembly. NCBI's taxonomy places the organism in Eukaryota, Metazoa, Nematoda, Chromadorea, Rhabditida, Rhabditidae.
AUGGAGAAGCACAUUGGUGAAGAGGUUUGGCAGGAUCGCGAGAUUCGAUUCGAUGUCGACCACAGACUCUUGAGACUUAUUAACGGCGAGGUGCAAAUUGCGAAAAUGGAGCAUGUUGAGGACACGAAGGGCAACAACGGGGAUCGAGGCACGAUGAGGGUGACGAAUUUGCGGCUUGUUUGGCACGCCGCCAAUAUGCCACGUAUCAAUAUAACGAUUGGAUGGAAUUGUGUGACUGGUGUGCAGACACGACAAGCAACAUCGCUAUCGCAGAAGAAUCGUGGUGCUUCGUGUGAGGCGAUCUAUGUUCUCGCGAAAGUGCCCUCGUCCACAACGAAAUUUGAGUUUAUCUUCACCGCUCUUAAUCCGAUUGCGCAUUCCAAGUUGUUCAACACGAUAUCGUCGAUUAAUCGAGCGUAUGAGACGACGAAACUCUAUAGGGAGCUCAAAAUGAGAGGCUCAUUGAUACGCGAGGAUGGCACUCUUCGUUUGCUUCCUCAAGAGUUCCUUUGCGAGGAGGUGCGAGGCGUUUGGAAUUUGUCGACGGAUCAGGGCAAUCUUGGCGCGUUCAUUAUCACCAACUGUCGGGUGGUUUGGUUCGCCGAGCUCAAUCCGCUCUAUAAUGUCUCGGUGCCGUAUUUGACGCUCUACUCGUGCCGAGUGCGCGAAUCAAAAUUUGGUAUGGCGUUGGUUCUCGAGACGACAUCGAAUAGUGGCGAGUAUGUGCUCGGAUUUCGGAUUGAUCCGCCGGAGAGACUCCAAACGACAUGCAAGACGAUUCAGUCGCUUCAUAAGGCCCAUUUGAUCAAGCCGAUAUUUGGAGUGACUUAUAUUAGGGAGAAAGGAGAGAAGGUUGAGAAUCGGCCGAAGGAUGCCGAUGAGCCGAUUACUACGAUUGACAAUAAUGAGGACGAUGUGGAGUUUGACAAUCGUGGCGUUCGGCCGGAUCCGUUUGCGGCUUACUUUGAUGGUGGAUAUGCUGGAUCGGACGACAAGAAGGCACCGGUGCUCAGUGGGGAGCUCGGAUUGGCGAUUGAACCGAUUCGCGAGGGAUUCACUUUGGCCGAUCUCUGGGCGAUCCAUUUGGAUUAA